CCGGGAAAACGGAGAAAGCUGAAGAAGACCGCGCGCUUACCAGACGGAGAAAGUUGAAUGGGAGGAAACAGAAAGAAGUCGAAGAUGAAACAGCGAAAUCAGGAAUCUGAAUUUCUCGGACGAUCAGAGGGAGAGGAUCUUCGUGAAUAUAGUUUCUGUUGCAAUAUUUUCAGUUAAUCCGGACCCAUUCUCCAUAAUUUCAUAGUUACAGUCCUGUGUAAUAGGCAAACCAUGUCUCUGUCUGCACAAGCUCUCGCUCUACUCGACAGUUUUCAGCAUACCAUUCUCAAUUGCCUAAAUUCAACCACGGCUUCUCUUUCACAGACACGUCAAGCUCAUGCCCACAUCCUCAAGACCGGACUCUUCAACGAUACCCAUCUCGCCACCAAGCUUCUAUCGCAUUAUGCUAAUAACAUGUGCUUUGCGGAUGCAACUCUUGUUCUUGAUUUGGUUCCUGAGCCCAAUGUCUUCUCUUUCUCCACCCUUAUUUAUGCAUUCUCAAAGUUUCAUCAAUUCCAUCACGCACUUUCUACUUUUUCUCAGAUGCUCACCCGAGGCCUCAUGCCUGACAAUCGUGUCCUCCCUAGUGCUGUCAAGGCCUGUGCUGGACUAUCCGCCCUGAAGCCUGGCCGACAGGUUCAUGGCAUUGCAUCUGUAUCUGGGUUUGAUUCAGAUUCUUUUGUUCAAUCUUCUUUGGUCCACAUGUAUGUUAAAUGCAACCAGAUAAGAGAUGCUCAUAGAGUGUUUGAUAGAAUGUUCGAACCAGAUGUGGUUAGUUGGAGUGCUUUGGUUGCGGCUUAUGCUCGGCAGGGAUGUGUAGAUGAGGCAAAAAGGCUUUUCAGUGAGAUGGGUGACUCGGGUGUGCAGCCCAAUUUAAUAUCAUGGAAUGGUAUGAUUGCGGGGUUCAAUCAUAGCGGACUAUAUUCGGAGGCUGUUCUUAUGUUUCUGGAUAUGCAUUUAAGAGGUUUUGAACCUGAUGGGACUACUAUUUCUAGUGUUCUUCCGGCUGUAGGAGACUUGGAGGAUCUGGUUAUGGGGAUGCUAAUUCAUGGUUAUGUGAUAAAGCAAGGUCUUGUGUCAGAUAAAUGCGUCAGUAGCGCACUUAUUGAUAUGUACGGGAAGUGUUCCUGCACAUCCGAGAUGUCACAAGUGUUUGAUCAAAUGGAUCACAUGGAUGUAGGAUCUUGCAAUGCUUUCAUUUUUGGAUUAUCCCGGAAUGGGCAAGUCGAGAGUUCAUUGAGGUUAUUCAGGCAAUUGAAGGACCAAGGGAUGGAACUGAAUGUUGUAUCUUGGACAUCAAUGAUUGCUUGUUGCUCCCAAAAUGGGAGGGAUAUGGAAGCUCUGGAGCUUUUUAGAGAGAUGCAGAUUGCAGGGGUGAAACCAAAUUCUGUAACAAUCCCUUGCUUACUACCAGCUUGUGGCAAUAUUGCAGCAUUAAUGCAUGGCAAGGCAGCCCAUUGCUUCUCCCUUAGAAGGGGGAUCUCUACUGAUGUUUAUGUGGGUAGUGCCUUAAUUGAUAUGUAUGCAAAGUGUGGAAGGAUACAAGCAUCCCGGAUAUGUUUUGAUGGAAUUCCCACCAAGAACUUGGUUUGUUGGAAUGCAGUUAUAGCUGGAUAUGCAAUGCAUGGCAAGGCAAAAGAGGCCAUGGAGAUUUUCGAUUUGAUGCAGAGAAGUGGACAGAAACCCGACAUCAUCAGCUUCACUUGUGUAUUGUCUGCAUGUAGCCAGAGUGGCCUAACAGAAGAAGGAUCUUAUUAUUUUAAUAGCAUGUCUAGCAAGUAUGGGAUUGAAGCUAGAGUGGAGCAUUAUGCUUGCAUGGUUACUCUUCUUAGUCGUGCAGGAAAGCUUGAGCAGGCUUAUGCCAUGAUCAGAAGAAUGCCAGUCAAUCCAGAUGCUUGUGUUUGGGGAGCUUUGCUCAGUUCCUGUAGAGUUCACAAUAACGUGAGUCUGGGUGAGGUUGCUGCUGAGAAACUCUUUGAACUAGAACCAAGCAAUCCUGGAAACUAUAUUCUUCUAUCUAAUAUUUAUGCAUCUAAGGGUAUGUGGAAUGAAGUGAAUAGGGUAAGGGAUAUGAUGAAGAAUAAGGGUUUGAGGAAAAACCCUGGUUGCAGUUGGAUUGAGGUGAAAAACAAAGUGCACAUGCUUUUAGCAGGAGACAAAUCGCAUCCUCAAAUGACCCAAAUUAUUGAAAAGUUGGAUAAAUUGAGCAGGGAGAUGAAGAAAUUGGGUUAUUUUCCAGAAAUCAAUUUUGUGCUGCAAGAUGUAGAGGAACAGGACAAGGAGCAGAUCUUGUGUGGGCACAGUGAGAAGUUGGCGGUGGUGUUUGGGCUUCUGAACACUCCCCCAGGAUAUCCACUUCAAGUAAUUAAGAACCUCAGAAUUUGUGGGGACUGCCACGUUGUUAUAAAAUUUAUAUCUAGCUUUGAAAGGAGGGAGAUUUUUGUUAGAGAUACAAACCGCUUUCAUCACUUUAAAGAGGGAGCUUGUUCUUGUGGUGAUUAUUGGUGACACACUUCUAUGGUUUACUGGGGAAACCCAUUAUUCCUCUUCUUCAUAUCGAGCGGUUGGAAUUGAGUUAAUGCAGAAUAUGACAUGGACACACAAGAUAAAGAUGAAAUGCAUUUCACAAUAGACUUGAAGGUGAAGAGAUUGAAUCUGCCCCUGAAAGAAGGGUUCAGGAGUUUAUUCAAGGACGGAUCUCCUUUCUUGUGAAUGGCUUGGCCUUUUGAAUAGAUAUUUUUAAGCAGGUUUUGAUGUGUUCCCAAGUCCAAAGAUAUAUGCCAAUAUCGCUUUAAUAUGAUGGAUGCUGAAUCGAAAACCAUCAUCCAUACCAACUUGGGACAAAUGUUGGAGUUAAUCCUUAUGACACAGGUUCAGAUUGUCUUACAUUAUACAAGUAUGGAAUGAUUUACUAUAAAAAAAAGUGUAGAGGGAUGUUUUGAAAUGUGAAAUAAUGUUAUAUAAUAAAUAAGAAUUUGGUACAAUUGAUUAAUUUCCAUAGGCUGUGGCGCCCAGUGGGGCUUGUGGGCAAACAGGUCCUUAGAAUAGUUAAAUUCUAGGGUCACCACCCACAGAAGUCACAGACUCACAGCCCACAGGGCCAAAUAAAGGCGGCGGUGUGGCGUGUUAUAUUAUAUAUAUAUAUAUGAAAAAAACUCUGAGGAAGGGAGGAAGAAAAAGAUUAUACGAAAGAUGUGUGUCAGAGUAGUGAGUACAGUUGCGGAUGCUUUCCUCUGACCCACGAAACACGCCAUCUUCCAAAAUCAGUGAUAUUUUCUCUUUCUUCCAGAAAUGGUCGUUACUACUCUCGAAACAGACCCACGUCACCUUUCACCCCUCCCUUGAAAGUUGAAACCACCAUCUCACCAAACUGUAAUCCUACCACCUCAGAAUCCAC
Messenger RNA from Vitis riparia (riverbank grape), 3397 nucleotides. RefSeq names its product pentatricopeptide repeat-containing protein At1g20230. Gene Ontology annotation, biological process: RNA modification. NCBI's taxonomy places the organism in Eukaryota, Viridiplantae, Streptophyta, Magnoliopsida, Vitales, Vitaceae. Gene Ontology annotation, molecular function: zinc ion binding; RNA binding; protein binding. The transcript is spliced from 4 exons. Bases 232 to 2508 code for a protein of 758 amino acids. The record is from RefSeq and is a predicted model, not a curated record.